Gastrolobium bilobum is the source of this 2052-nucleotide messenger RNA. RefSeq names its product heterogeneous nuclear ribonucleoprotein Q. Bases 288 to 1709 code for a protein of 473 amino acids. Gene Ontology annotation, molecular function: mRNA binding. Gene Ontology annotation, cellular component: nucleus. The transcript has 9 exons. Lineage: Eukaryota; Viridiplantae; Streptophyta; Magnoliopsida; Fabales; Fabaceae. The record is from RefSeq and is a predicted model, not a curated record.
CUCAGUCUCUCUCUCUACAAGGGAAUUUCAGAAAAGAACCCUAGAAGCAAAUCUCAAAAUCCCUCAUAUAUUAAUGGUACUGGUAUGCAAAGUCACUUCCUUUUCUCUAUUCUCCAUAAAUAUGACCCUUUUUCUUUGGUUUCUUCUUGCUGAUGGGAGGGGCAGCUCUCAAAUUAUGCCUCACUUGUUAUGCCCUUCUCUUCUCACCAUUCUAAUAACUGAAAUUGACCCCAUAUAGCAAAAAGGAUCUGUCUUUUUGGUAUUAAUGACAAAAGCUUGAGUCAAUCAUGUCAGAAGGUGCAGAAAUUGAUGAGCGUGUGGACUUUGAUGAGGAAAAUUACAUGGAAGAAAUGGAUGAUGAUGAUGUUGAAGAACAUGUAGAUGAUGAUGGAGUGGAUGGAAGUGGUGAUGAAAAUGUUAAAGAACAUGAAUAUGAAGACUCAGCCGUAGUGGAUGGUGGGAAAGAUGAAAUAGAUAGAAGUGACAUUGCUACUGAGUCUGUAGAGGAUGGGCAAAAUCCAUCUUUCAUGGAUGAAGAAGAGAAACAGAAGCAUGAUGAACUUCUUGCCCUUCCUCCUCAUGGCUCAGAAGUAUUUAUUGGUGGACUUCCUCGGGAUGUAUGUGAAGAUGAUUUGAGGGAAUUGUGCGAGCCUAUAGGUGAUAUUUUUGAGGUGCGAUUAAUGAAGGAUAGGGACACUGGAGAAGGCAAGGGUUAUGCUUUUGUUGCUUUUAAAACAAAAAAAGCUGCACAAAAGGCCAUUGAAGAGUUACACAAUAAGGAAUUUAAGAGUAAAACUUUAAGGUGUUCACUAUCUGAGACAAAACAAAGAUUGUUUAUUGGUAAUGUUCCAAAAAAUUUGACUGAGGAUGAGUUUAGGAAAGCAGUUGAGGGUAUUGGUCCUGGCGUUGAAAACAUUGAGCUCAUAAAGGACCCUCAGAAUCCAAGCAGGAAUCGUGGCUUUGCGUUUGUCUUAUAUUACAACAAUGCAUGUGCUGAUUAUUCACGGCAAAAAAUGUCAACUGCAAGUUUCAAGCUGGAUGGUAAUACCCCAACUGUCACAUGGGCAGAUCCAAAGAAUUCAUCUGAUCAUUCUGCUUCUUCACAGGUUAAAGCUCUUUAUGUGAAAAAUAUACCCGAGAAUACUACUACUGAACAACUGAAGGAACUAUUUAAUCGUCAUGGAGAAGUAACAAAAGUGGUCAUGCCACCUGGCAAAGCUGGAGGGAAGCGUGAUUUUGGUUUCAUUCAUUAUGCAGAGAGGUCAAGUGCAUUAAAGGCUAUAAAAGAUACGGAGAAAUAUGAAAUUGAUGGCCAAUUACUUGAGGUUGUUCUUGCCAAGCCUCAAACCGAGAAAAAAUCUGAUGGAGGUUAUGCCUACAAUCCUGGACUUCAUCCAAACCUUCAUCCACCUCCUGUGUAUGGUGCUGGUUAUCCUGGAAAUCUUUAUGGCUCUUUAGGGGGUGGAUAUGGUGUUGCAGCUGGUUUUCAACAGCCAGUGAUAUAUGGUAGGGGUCCAAUGCCGGCAGGAAUGCAGAUGGUUCCAAUGGUAUUACCAGAUGGUCAAAUUGGCUAUGUUCUUCAACAACCUGGGGUACAGAUGCCGGCUCCCCGACCACGCCGGGGCAAUGGUCCAAGUGGUCAGCCAGGACGAGCCGGAGGUAGUGGCAAUGAUGAGGGCAAUCGUGGUAAAAGGUACCGACCCUACUAGUUGUACAAGGUAGCUAGCUACAUGUGAUGUUGCAAAUGUCACUUGACCCUUUUGUUCGAAACAAAAUCUCCUCUCCUUCGCUAUCCAAGUUAGUAAAAAAAAGAAGUUAACAUAAAGAAUAUUAUUAGAAAGUCUCGAUAGGAUAUGGCGUCUACUGCUGUUGGAUGAAUCACAGUUAUGUAAUUGUCCAUCAAUUCAGCUUGUACUGCUGCUUGGUUUUUUUAUUUAUUUUUUCCUUUGUUGACUACAGUAGUAAAUGCUAUUUGGUUUGACUGUUUUGUUACUCGUACUCAGUACCUUUUAUGUUCAAUGAUAGCCUCAAUGCAUUUUGCUAGCAUUAGAU